Argentina anserina (silverweed cinquefoil) is the source of this 591-nucleotide messenger RNA. RefSeq names its product lachrymatory-factor synthase-like. The transcript has 2 exons. The record is from RefSeq and is a predicted model, not a curated record. NCBI's taxonomy places the organism in Eukaryota, Viridiplantae, Streptophyta, Magnoliopsida, Rosales, Rosaceae.
AUGCGCUAUAUAGCUAUCUAUCUUUCUCCCUUUGAAAUCUCUCAUUCUCUUGCUUCUCUCUGCGUCUCUCUCGUGGGGUCAGAGGUUCAACCAGAGGCGAAAUGGGAAGGGAAACUCUCAGCCGAGCUCAAAAGCUCACCACCCCAAGAGGUCUGGCCUUUCCUAGGCGACUUCUGCAACAUGAAAAGAAUCUUCCCAGGCCUUGAGACCUGCUACCAGGUCGAGGGAGUUCCCGGCCAGCCGGGUCUGACCCGCUACUGCGCCGGACCGGCCAUCGACAACGAUGAGACCACCGUUAAAUGGGCGAAAGAGAAGCUGAUCUCGGUGGAUCCGAUCAAACGGUGCUUGAGCUACGAGAUUAUUGAGUCUAACAUGGGGUUCAGGUCGUAGGUUGGAACCAUGCAAGUGGUACCGAUGAACAACGAUGAAGGGUGCAUUAUCGAGUGGUCGUUUGUUUGCAAUCCGAUCGAAGGGAUGGGAUUCGAAGACUUCGGGUCUUUUUUGGAGUCUACUCUACAAGGGAUGGGAAAGCAGAUUGAAGAUGCCCUUCUGUCUGCUAACAGUGCUUCUGUGUGAUGAUUUACAUAUACG